AUGGCGGCACCAAAGGAUUCGCUGUUCCGCUCGUCGGACAUGUCGCUGACCCAGCUGUACAUGGCCAACGAGAUCGGACGCGAAGUCGUGAGCGCCCUGGGCGAAUUGGGCAUCAUGGACUUUAGAGAUCGCACCUUUACUCAGGAGAUCCGAAGACUCGACAAUGUCGAACGCCAGCUGCGUAAGCCAACCGCCCCCGUUGAGGAUAUAGAGCAAGAGACUGAGACAAUCAUGGACAGGNNCUACUUCAAGGCGCAGAUGGACAAGGCCGACAUCUCAAUGCGAUCCAUGUACGAGUUCGGCGACCGCCUGGCCGCCCCUUCGGCAUCCGAGAUCGACGAGCUGGUCGACCGUAGUCAGACUUUGGAGCAGAGAAUCCAGUCGCUGAACGACAGCUACGAGACGCUCAAGAAGCGUGAGAUGGAGCUGACCGAGUGGCGCUGGGUCCUUCGCGAGGCCGGUGGCUUCUUCGACCGCACUGACGAGAUCCGCCAAUCCAUCGACGAGAAUCACGACGACGAUGCACCGCUGCUGGCCGACAUGGAGCAGGCUCACAACGGUGAUGGCUCAGGCGAGCGCUCUUUCUCUGUUAUGAACAUUGGAUUCGUCGCCGGUGUCAUCCCUCGCGAACGCAUGGCCGCAUUCGAGCGCAUCCUCUGGCGUACCCUUCGCGGUAACUUGUACAUGAACCAGAGCGAGAUCGAGGAGCCCAUCAUCAACCCUGAGAACAACGAAGAGAUGCACAAGAGCGUCUUCGUCAUCUUCGCCCACGGCAAGGAGAUUAUCAACAAGAUCCGCAAGAUCUCCGAGUCUCUCGGUGCCGACAUUUACAACGUUGACGAAAACAGCGAACUGCGCCGUGAUCAGAUGCACGAGGUCAACACUCGCCUGCAGGAUCUGGCAAACGUCCUUUCCAACACCAAGCGCACCCUGGACGCCGAACUGACCAUGAUCGGUCGCAGUCUGGCCGCCUGGAUGAUUAUCGUGUCCAAGGAAAAGGCUGUCUACCAGACCCUCAACCGUUUCUCGUACGACCAGCAGCGCAAGACGUUGAUUGCAGAGGCUUGGUGCCCUACAAACUCGCUCGGUCUUGUCAAGUCGACUCUGCAGGAUGUCAACGACCGCGCCGGUCUCUCCGUUCCCACCAUUGUCAACACCAUCAAGACGUCCAAGACUCCCCCAACCUACAACAAGACCAACAGAUUCACCCUCGGUUUCCAAACCAUCAUCGACGCCUACGGCACUGCCAAGUACACCGAAGUCAACCCCGGUCUGCCCACCAUUGUCACCUUCCCCUUCCUUUUCGCCGUCAUGUUUGGUGAUUUCGGUCACGGUUUCAUCAUGACUGCUGCCGCCUGCGCCAUGAUUUACUGGGAGAAGCCCCUCCUGCGCUCCAAGCAGGACGAGCUCUUCUCCAUGGCCUUCUUCGGUCGCUACAUCAUGCUCAUGAUGGGUGUCUUCUCCAUGUACACUGGUCUCAUCUACUGUGACGCCUUCUCCAAGGAACUCGCCAUCUUCCCUUCCAUGUGGGAGAUUCCUGACUUCAAGGAGGGCCAGACUGUCAACAUGGUCCGCAAAGAGGGUUACACCUAUCCCUUCGGUAUGGACUGGCGCUGGCACGAUACCGACAACGAUCUUCUCUUCUCCAACAGUUACAAGAUGAAGCUCAGUAUUCUUCUCGGUUGGGCUCACAUGACCUAUUCCCUCUGUCUUUCCUAUGUCAAUGCCAAGCACUUCAAGACUCCCAUCGACAUCUGGGGUAACUUUAUUCCUGGCAUGAUCUUCUUCCAGUCCAUCUUUGGUUACCUCGUCUUCUGUAUCAUCUACAAGUGGUCUAUCGACUGGUAUGCCAUCGGCGCCAACCCUCCUGGUCUGCUCAACAUGCUCAUCUACAUGUUCUUGCAACCUGGUACUGUCGAGGAAGAGCUGUACUCUGGCCAAGCUGUCGUCCAGGUCAUUCUGCUUCUUGCUGCAGUAUGCUGCGUACCAAUCAUGCUCUUCUUGAAGCCUUUCUACUUGCGCUGGGAGCACAACCGUGCCAGAGCUAUGGGCUACAGUGCUGUCGGUGAAAGCCAGAGAGUCAGCGCCCUUGACGAUGACGACGACGAGCACCACGGCAUGAACGGCGGCGGUAGACAGAGCUUCGCCAGCGAAGACGGCGGCGCUGCCAUCAUCACCCAGGACAUCCACAGCGAGGAGCACGAGGAGUUUGAAUUCUCCGAGGUCAUGAUUCACCAGGUCAUUCACACCAUCGAGUUCUGUCUCAACUGUGUUUCUCACACCGCCUCCUACCUCCGUCUCUGGGCCUUGUCGCUUGCCCAUCAGCAGCUGUCGAUUGUGCUGUGGUCCAUGACCCUGGCCAACGCUUUCGCCUUCACCGGUGUUGCCGGCUCCUUUGUCAUCUUCUUCUUCUUCGUUGUUUGGUUCUUCCUCACUGUUGCCGUUCUGGUCGUCAUGGAGGGUACUUCCGCCAUGUUGCACAGUCUGAGAUUGCACUGGGUCGAAGCCAUGAGCAAGCAUUUCCUUGGUGAUGGUGUUCCAUUCGAGCCCUUCAGCUUUGAGACCAUGCUCGAAGAGGAAAUGGCUGAUCUGAAGUAG
Molecule: messenger RNA, 2598 nt
Organism: Aureobasidium uvarum
Lineage: Eukaryota; Fungi; Ascomycota; Dothideomycetes; Dothideales; Saccotheciaceae
Source: the annotation of a GenBank genome assembly